CGUUACAGACGCAAUGGCCGACAAGAAGAGGAGCUUCCCGGAAGCCAACGGGACGCAGGACGUCCCGCUGUCCGCCUCCAAGAAGCCGAGGGACAGCGGGGACAGACAGAGACACGUCGCCGCGCUGGUCCUGGCCCGAGGCGGAAGCAAAGGGAUCCACCUGAAGAACAUCAAGACGCUGGCCGGGGUCCCGCUGCUCAGCUGGGUGCUGCGAGCGGCCGGAGACUCCGCUAUGUUCCACAGUGUGUGGGUGUCGACGGACCACGACGAGAUCGAGAAGGUGGCAAAGUCCUGGGGAGCGAAGGUUCACCGCCGGAGUCCAGAAGUCUCCAGAGACUCUUCCACGUCGCUGGAAACCAUCCAGGAGUUUAUGAGGCAGAAUCCAGAGGUGGACGUGAUCUGCAACAUUCAGGCUACGUCCCCGUGUCUCCAUCCGUUCCACGUGAAGGAGGCCCUGGAGAUGAUCACGCAGCAGAGCUAUGACUCGGUCUUCUCCGUGGUCAGGAGGCACAUGUUCCGCUGGCAGGAGGUCAAGAAAGAGUCCGGUGAGUUGACCAAGCCGCUCAACGUGGACCCGGCCAACCGGCUUCGGCGUCAGGACUGGAACGGAGAGCUGUGUGAGAACGGUUCCUUGUAUUUCACCACCAGAGACCAGAUCAUGAAGGGCGGACUUCUCCAGGGCGGUAAGGUCGGCUACUAUGAGAUGCUGCCAGAGUACAGCGUGGACAUCGACGUGGACAUCGACUGGCCUGUGGCAGAGCAGCGAGUUCUCAGGUAUGGCUACUUUGGGCGGGUCACCCCGGAGGUGGUGAGGCUGAUGUUCUGCAACGUGUCCGGGUGUUUAACCGAAGGGAGGAUCUUCCUGUCUGUCUCCGGAGAGGAGAUGGUGUCUAUUAAUACCAGAGACACCGUGGGCAUCCGGAUGCUCCAGAAGGAGGAAGUGGAGGUGGUGCUGCUGAUGUCCAGCGUGGACCCCGUGUCCCAGAAGUUGGUGGACCAGUUGUCCGAGAGGACAGGCUGCAAAGUCCUCCAGGUGGGAGAGGAGCCGCUGAACGAUUUGAAAGCGAUGGUGGAGCAGAGGAAGCUGGAGUGGAAGGACGUGGCGUACAUGGGUAACGACAAAGCAGACGUCAACUGUCUGAACCUGGCGGGUUUGAGUGCAGUACCUGGAAACGCCCCCACGGUGGCGAUCAACGCCGCGAAGUACACCUGCCACGCGGCCGGGGGGAUGGGCUCCGUGCGGGAGUUCGCCGAACACAUUCUCCUUCAGAGAGAAAAAGCAAAGUCGAAGAUGGAGCAGGAUCGAAUCGACUGCAGCAACAAAUGAGAAGUUUCAAUUCAUUAGUUCUGAAAGGUUCAAGUGUUAAGGGUCAGUGCGGCCUAGGCUCACGGAGUUGAAGAAAUCAAACAAUACGUAAACACACGAUAUUGUGCAAAAUGGAUAUUUUAGAUUUUUAUUUAGAUGAACUUGUAGGUUGCGCGUCCAGCAUUUCCACUUUUAUCCAGUCAGUGUAAUAAUAAUGAUAUAUGUACCUCCAUGUGCGAUUCAUGUUUCUUUUCAGUUGCCUUCAAUCUGCUCACAAGGGGCUUGGAUGAUGUCUAUGUCUAUGUCACUCUUUCUAAUUUAAUGACAGAAUAAUUCAAGUGAAUUUCCUUUUUUUUGUGAAUAAUUUUCAGUGAAGUUGAAAAAUGAUUUAUGAUUUAAA
Pleuronectes platessa (European plaice) is the source of this 1706-nucleotide messenger RNA. RefSeq names its product cytidine monophosphate N-acetylneuraminic acid synthetase a (gene cmasa). Gene Ontology annotation, molecular function: N-acylneuraminate cytidylyltransferase activity. NCBI's taxonomy places the organism in Eukaryota, Metazoa, Chordata, Actinopteri, Pleuronectiformes, Pleuronectidae. Bases 14 to 1327 code for a protein of 437 amino acids. The transcript has 8 exons. The record is from RefSeq and is a predicted model, not a curated record.